AUGGGUGCCAUUCCUGAGUUCGAUCCCGAGGAGCCUCAAGAGACCAAGCCCUUCAAGUUCGUGACUGGUUACGAUGCUCGUUUCCCCCAGAUGAACCAGACCAAGCACUGCUGGCAGAACUAUGUCGACUACUACAAGUGUGUCAACGCCAAGGGCGAGGACUUCCGUCCCUGCCGUCAGUUCUACCACGCCUUCCGUGCUCUGUGCCCCAAGGCCUGGACCGACCGUUGGGACGGUCAGCGUGAGGCUGGCAACUUCCCCGCCCACCUUGACCGGUAAAUGACCGACAGCUGCUUUGUGUUGGUUACUUGGGCUUUGAAUUUUUUGUGUAUCGACAACUAUCAAUGUACUCUACCUGGUCAUGCGGGGAUACAUUUCCUUUCUUCCUGAUGUAAACCUUCUGGCUAUCCGAGAAGGGUUGUCUAUAAAUCGCUGUUCCGCAAAGAGAA
Messenger RNA from Penicillium pulvis, 449 nucleotides. Its product is annotated as cytochrome c oxidase subunit VIb. The transcript has 5 exons. The record is from RefSeq and is a predicted model, not a curated record. Gene Ontology annotation, cellular component: mitochondrion; respiratory chain complex IV. The coding region runs from base 1 to 279 and encodes 92 amino acids. Lineage: Eukaryota; Fungi; Ascomycota; Eurotiomycetes; Eurotiales; Aspergillaceae.